Molecule: messenger RNA, 475 nt
Organism: Hyalella azteca
Lineage: Eukaryota; Metazoa; Arthropoda; Malacostraca; Amphipoda; Hyalellidae
Product: superoxide dismutase [Cu-Zn]
Biological process (GO): removal of superoxide radicals
Molecular function (GO): superoxide dismutase activity; copper ion binding
Source: RefSeq, a predicted model, not a curated record
AGGAACUUAAAAAAUGCAAACUUAUAAUCUCAUCUAAAAAUAGAAAAAUUCGUUUUUAUUCCAGAUUUCUUAGUAGUAGCUUUUUGAAGACAGAAAACACUUGAAGUGAAAAAGUAACGCUGAAACUCGGAAGUUGUUUUGGUCAUCAAUAGGUAUUAUGAAGUGAUAUACCGUUAUAAUCAAGUUUUGAGUUAUAUAUCAAUCAUUAAAAAAGGUAAUUUAAAGUGUUGUAAGUUACCCUGAAGCCUUAAAGUUAUCUCAAACCGAAAGAGUUCCUUCGGAGCACUUAACUUACCCUGACACCUAAGAUUUACGCUGAAGACGCAAGUUAUCCUGACUCCUAAUAUUUACCCUGAAUUCACGAGUUACCUGGACUCCUAAUAUUUACCCUGAACACUCGAGUUACCCCAACAUGGGCAAGUGUAUCGGGUACACGGCGGGCGCCAUAACAUUUAUGGCGAUCGGGGCGCUGGCU